AUGACCAAGUAUCGCUAUUUCAACGAUUCCCUUCUUUUGCAGAUCUAUGCUCUUUACAAAGGAGACGACGUUCUCCGUUUGGAUGCCGAGUGUGCUGAAGGGGACAAUCCACAUCCAAAGAAUGCCCUUCAAGGCAAUUUAUACGCAUUGUGUCUGAUUGGAAUGGCACAGCAAAAGUUCAUGAAAAUCAUCUGCUACAGGAUAUUAUUUGUCGUUGGUUUUGUCGAUGUUAUCAGCCUGGUUCCAAGCUCCAUUUUGCCGGGCUAUUUUCUGGUGAUGGGCUACUCAUUUUGCGACAGUCCACUGCUGAAUCUCUGGAUUGCAAGUUUGUGCUUCACCAAUUGGUGCGUCUAUUGUGCGUUGAGUGUGGUGUUGGCGCUGAAUCGCUGUGUCGAUUUUAUGGGUCCCCAGUUGCAACAGACACUAUUUGGCGGGUGGCGACUGCUGGCGUGGAUUCUCCCACCAUUCAUCUACGGAGCCGUCGUCUACUUCACUUGUCCUCCACUCGUCUAUCUCACCGCCACGGCCAGCUAUUAUUUUGCGGCAAAGCCCGAGCAUUCCAUUAUGCCAGGGAUAUUUUUAUAUAACAACGUCGGUGUGUCGAUUUGCAUCUUGUUUUUGAAUAGCCUCAUGCUGAUUUUGAUGUAUCGAUCACAUAAAAAGAUGAAUGCGAACACGAGCAAAAUACAAAAAGUCAUUGCUAUUCAAUGCUUUGGCAUUUCCACGACGGUGAUGAUCACCGGCAUUUUCUAUUGUACAAUCGCCUCGGGAUUCAUCGAGCUUCCCCCAUUCAUGUACCUUGUCACCAAUGGCUUAUGGCAAUUCUCGAAUAGUUCGAUGGCUAUUUUCUACAUGAUGGUUAACAACGGUGGGAAGUUUGAGCAGCAUGAAACAGAAGAACAAACCUGGAGAAAAGUCUGGCAAAAUCUCCCAAGUAAAGCCGGCGAUUUCCGUUCAUUUCUGACUGGACUAAAGCCACUGGUGAACAAAGAAAAGUGGCGAUUCGCUGUUUCGACUUUUGAAGCUAAUUAUGAGAUUUUAGAUGAUCCAACUGUUGACGAUUCUGCUACAGCAAAAGCUCAAAUGAUUUAUGAUGAACUUCUCCUCUGGACACGAAUGCAAAAAGAUUGGAUUGAGGAUUUCUUAGAGUCGUAUAUGUGUACAAACAAAUUAUGCAGAAUGGUGAACACUUUCAAGAAAUUGCGUGACUUUGUGUUGAGUGAGAAGGAACCGGAAGUGUUAGUGAAAUCUUUUCGACAAAAACAUCCCAAUGUUGACUCUUCAUUUCUCUAUGAUCACGCAAAUGUGAUUCAAUUGAUGAUUUAUGAUGUGGAUGAUCCAGAAGUGAAAGAUGAGGAGAAGAAUCGACGACAGGGAAGGAUGAGGGAGUUGAACACCUUGCUUGGAGGAUAUAAAGCAAAGAAUGCGCUAAGCGAGUGUGAUUUACCUGAAGAAGUUCUCUGCUCUCUAUUCACGAAAGCUGUAAAAGUUUUAACAGAGAUUCUCGGCGAGGAUCAGUUCAAUCAGUUGUACGAAACGUUGAUCGAGGGAUAUAAAAUUUCUCAAAAUCCUCAAGAUAUUCUACAAUUAUUUGGAGAUGAUGUCUCGGGUCGUGACAUGCAAGAUUACAACAACAGCUUCACAAAUCUUGUUUAUGUAUUUGAUAAAGUAAAAGAAACUACCGGUAGCCUGGAAAUUCUCGAAGCAAAAUUGAGAAGACCGGAAGAAAAAAUUCUCGUUGCCGAACUUCUACCAUCGGUAGCGACAUCAGAGUACACAAAGGAAGAACUU
Molecule: messenger RNA, 1791 nt
Organism: Mesorhabditis belari
Lineage: Eukaryota; Metazoa; Nematoda; Chromadorea; Rhabditida; Rhabditidae
Source: the annotation of a GenBank genome assembly